UGGUUUGCCUAAUUACAGAAGACGAAGAAGAGAAGCGGUCGUUGUCAACACAGUGGCCAUAUGGCUCUGUUAGCCUGAAUGUGAGGGGGUCAUACAAAGAUCUUAGUGUCCGUUUCUGAAAGACACAAAUCAGACGGCGUCGUUAGUCGCUGUGCAGCCGGCAGCCAUGGCUCAUCUCACCCAAAACCCCGCUGAUAAAGAGAGGUUCAUCUGCCUCUAUCCCGUCUACAUCAACAGUAAGAAGACGCUGGCUGAAGGACGAAGGAUCCCCACAGAGAAGGCGGUGGAGAAUCCAUCCUGCACUGAGAUCAGAGACGUGCUGACAGCUGCAGGGAUGAACGUCUACGUGGAGAACAAAAUCCACCCCAGGGAGUGGAACAGGGACAGCCAGUUCAAAGGUCGGGUGAGAGUUCAGAUUAAGCAGGCAGACGGCAGCCCGUGUCAGGACAAGUUCGCCUCACGUAAAGAUGUGAUGAUCUACGUCGCUGAGAUGAUCCCUAAACUAAAGACUCGGACCCAGAAGAGCGGAGGAGGCGACACCAGCUCUCAGCAGGGAGAGGGAGGGAAGAAGAGCAAGAAGAAGAAGAAAUAGACUUUUUUUUUUUACACACACAUGUGUGUGUGUGUGUAGUUGAGGUCAUUGAUUGGAUGAGCAUCAGACUGAAUUACAGAAUUUUUUUUUUUUUUUUGCCCAUUUGAAUUUUCUUAUUCAGCUUCCAAAAUGAAAACAUGAAUCUGUGUAUUCAGUGUGAUCAGUAAUAUAUGUUCACCUGUUGGACCAGAGGGGUCAGUUCAGGUGUUUUGGUUGAACACCAGUUUCUUUAUGAGGGCCAAUAAAGUUUUCAUUUUCUCUCCUUU
Molecule: messenger RNA, 858 nt
Organism: Archocentrus centrarchus (flier cichlid)
Lineage: Eukaryota; Metazoa; Chordata; Actinopteri; Cichliformes; Cichlidae
Gene: srp19
Product: signal recognition particle 19
Exons: 5
Coding region: 167-592 (141 amino acids)
Biological process (GO): SRP-dependent cotranslational protein targeting to membrane; SRP-dependent cotranslational protein targeting to membrane, signal sequence recognition
Cellular component (GO): signal recognition particle, endoplasmic reticulum targeting
Molecular function (GO): 7S RNA binding
Source: RefSeq, a predicted model, not a curated record